GGGCGGCGGGGCGGCCGCCGGCGGCGGCAGCAUGAGGGGCGGCUCGGAGGGCAGCGGCGAGGCGGAGGCGCCGUCCAGCCUGCAGGCGUUCGCCAACAGCUCCUCGCUGCACGGCAUCAGCCACAUCUUCGCCUACGGGGCCGUGUCGCUGCGCCGCGUGCUCUGGAGCCUCUUCUUCCUGGGCUCGCUGGGGCUGCUGCUGCUGGUGUGCGCCGAGCGCGUCGCCUACUUCCUCACCUACCCGCACGUCACCAAGCUGGACGAGGUGGCCGUGCCCAACCUCACCUUCCCGGCCAUCACCAUCUGCAACCUCAACGAGUUCCGCUUCUCCAAGAUCACCCGCAACGACAUGUACCACGUGGGCGAGCUGCUGGCGCUGCUCAACGACCGCUACGAGAUCAGCAACCCGCAGCUGGCCGAGCCCGACGUCCUGGCCGCCCUGCGCGACAAGGCCAACUUCAAGAACUUCAAGGCGAAGCCCUUCAGCAUGGCCGAGUUCUACAACCGCACGGGCCACGACCUGGCCGACAUGCUGCUGCAGUGCUCCUUCCGCGGCGCCAACUGCACCGCCCGCAACUUCACCGUGCGAGAGCUACGACCUGGGCGCCUUCCGCCAGCGCCGGGCACCCCCUCCGCGACGUGCCGCUGCCGCGGCCGGGACUGCGGCCCCGAGAACUGCACCGCCAUCUUCACCCGCCUGGGCAAGUGCUACACCUUCAACUCGGGGGAGCCGGGCACGGAGCUGCUGACCACGCUGCAGGGCGGCGCGGGCAACGGCCUGGAGCUGAUGCUCAACAUCCAGCAGGAAGAAUACCUGCCCGUGUGGGGCGACACGGACGAGACCUCCUACGAGGCGGGCGUGAAGGUGCAGAUCCACAGCCAGGAGGAGCCGCCCUUCAUCGACCAGCUGGGCUUCGGCGUGGCGCCCGGCUUCCAGACCUUCGUGUCCUGCCAGCAGCAGCGGCCAGCGGCGCGGCAGCUGGUGUACCUCCCGCCGCCCUGGGGGGACUGCAAGGCCACCCCCAUCGAGUCGGACUUCUUCACCAACUACAGCAUCACCGCCUGCCGCCUCGACUGCGAGACCCGCUACCUGGCCGAGAACUGCAACUGCCGCAUGGUGCACAUGCCCGGCAACGCCAACGUCUGCACCCCGGAGCAGUACAAGGAGUGUGCCGACCCGGCGCUGGACUUCCUGGUGAAGAAGGACAGCGAGUACUGCGCCUGCCGCACGCCCUGCGACAUGGUGCGCUACGGCAAAGAGCUCUCCAUGGUGAAGAUCCCCAGCAAGGCCUCCGCCAAGUACCUGGCCAAGAAGUUCAACAAGACGGAGCAGUACAUCGCGGAGAACGUGCUGGUCCUGGACAUCUUCUUCGAGGCCCUGAACUACGAGACGAUCGAGCAGAAGAAGGCGUACGAGGUGGCGGGGCUGCUGGGCGACAUCGGCGGGCAGAUGGGGCUCUUCAUCGGCGCCAGCCUCCUCACCAUCCUGGAGAUCUUCGACUACCUGUACGAGGUGUUUCGGGACAAACUCCUCAGCCUCUACAAGGACAAGAAAAGGACCCAGCGCAGCGACAGCAGCACCCUGGAGCAUCCGGCCGUCCCGGGCAGCCCUGCCGGCGCGUUCCCGCCGGGGCCCAGAGCGCCUGCCACCCCCUGCGCGGCCACUCGGACAGCCUCGGCUUCGCCCCGAACAUGCUACCUCGUCACCCGGCUCUAGGCACCUUCGAGGAGUUCGCCUGCUGAGGGGCGACCGCGGCGCGGAGCCGGCCCCCGCGGCGAGCUGUGC
This is a messenger RNA of Dromaius novaehollandiae (emu), 1786 nucleotides long. It is a transcript of the gene ASIC3, whose product is annotated as acid sensing ion channel subunit 3. Gene Ontology annotation, biological process: sodium ion transmembrane transport. NCBI's taxonomy places the organism in Eukaryota, Metazoa, Chordata, Aves, Casuariiformes, Dromaiidae. Gene Ontology annotation, cellular component: plasma membrane. The record is from RefSeq and is a predicted model, not a curated record. The transcript is spliced from 12 exons. The coding region runs from base 32 to 1717 and encodes 561 amino acids. Gene Ontology annotation, molecular function: ligand-gated sodium channel activity.